CAACUGUUUAAACUUUAAACUAUUCCUUCUCCUAGAUCUAAUUGCUUUGUUUCUUAUAUAUAUUUCAUCUCCCUGAUCACCUACCUAGAUCUCAGUCUUCUUAUCUCUUUAACGUUUUGCAGUUCUGAAGCUUGUCCAAGACAAAGUAAAAACCCUGGCCUAAUAUAAUUAAAGUGCUUGCAGGUUUGAUCAAGAAGAAACCAGAAAAAUGGGAGUUGAAGGCACUUUGGAAUACUUGUCCGGUCUGCUAAGCAGUGCCAGAAAGGGCAAGAAGAAGAAGAAGCAAAUCCAAACAGUGGCGCUCAAAGUCAGGAUGGACUGUGAAGGGUGUGUGCAGAAGAUCAAGAAAGUUGUCUCUGGUGUAAAAGGGGUAAAAUCUGUGGAAGUGGACAGGAAACAGCAGAAGGUGACGGCGACGGGAUAUAUGGAGGCAAAGAAGGUGUUGGCAGCAGUAAAGUCAACGAAGAAAAAGGUGGAGCUAUGGCCAUAUGUUCCAUACACACUGGUGGCUCAUCCAUAUGUGUCUCAGGCUUACGACAAGAAGGCUCCUCCUAAUAUGGUCAGGAAGAUUCCCAACACUGCCACCAUUAAAGAGACCACCAUCGAUGACAAGUACACCAUUUUGUUCAGUGAUGAGAACCCAAAUUCCUGCUCCAUCAUGUAGCUAAAGUACUACGUACCACAAAAUCAGUACUGCAUGAGUAUUGUAUAUAAAAAGUUGUACGUAGGCCGCUUAUAAUCUCUGGGUGUUUUUUUUUUGUUUUUUUUUUUUUGUAAUAGGGUAUCAUCAUAAUGCAAGUAUUAAUAUUUGAAUAUAAUAUCUUUGAUUAUCUGAUU
This is a messenger RNA of Juglans regia (Persian walnut), 837 nucleotides long. Its product is annotated as heavy metal-associated isoprenylated plant protein 24-like. The transcript has 2 exons. The record is from RefSeq and is a predicted model, not a curated record. Gene Ontology annotation, molecular function: metal ion binding. NCBI's taxonomy places the organism in Eukaryota, Viridiplantae, Streptophyta, Magnoliopsida, Fagales, Juglandaceae. Bases 209 to 664 code for a protein of 151 amino acids.